Molecule: messenger RNA, 702 nt
Organism: Perkinsus marinus ATCC 50983
Lineage: Eukaryota; Perkinsozoa; Perkinsida; Perkinsidae
Exons: 5
Coding region: 1-702 (233 amino acids)
Source: RefSeq, a predicted model, not a curated record
AUGUCGGUGUCGUUGACGGCUCAUCCGGACUCAUUGGAUCACGCACAAUUCGUCCCUGGUGUUGGUAUAGUCCGCUCAAGUGGGGUGGAACGAGAGUUGUCUUCGGAGGAAGAGGAAGAGGAAGCUGAGGCUCCACAACGGACUAAGAGCACUCCGGCUACGGGUGUCCAGCCCUCAGCUGAGAACACCUUUACUCAGCGUAUGUGGAUGCGGUAUUCGUCUCGAGCGUCUCGGCCGAGUCAUACGUCGGACCCUUCCUCGAGAGUAGUGGGUGCUGCGAGAGUGACGAGGAAAAAGAAGAAGUCGCCUAGCAGGCAGUCAAAGAAUAAAGAAGUGUAUUGCAAAUACACUGUCACAGUGGGCCGGAAGCCGGGCUCACAAGCGCAUUACUACGUUCACGAUGUGCACUCGGUGACGGAUCUGCUGGGUAGACUGGCUGAUGAGACUUUGUACCCUCGGCAGGAGGCUAGUGAGGUCAAUGCCGAUAGCCCUGCUUCGCCACAAAGAUUCGCUGUACACAACUCUCAAACGGUACCGGCGGGAAAUAGUGCACAGUUCGUCCAGAAACCGCACGUGCUUGAGGAAGCCCCCAUUAUGGAAGGGCCCGAGGAUGAGCCUUCAAGUCCAUCGCGUCCUCCUAUUUGGGAAAUUAAGUUCCCCAAUGCUGACUCCUCGGACUCCCCUGAUGACGGCGCGCCAUAA